Marmota flaviventris (yellow-bellied marmot) is the source of this 1728-nucleotide messenger RNA. The record is from RefSeq and is a predicted model, not a curated record. NCBI's taxonomy places the organism in Eukaryota, Metazoa, Chordata, Mammalia, Rodentia, Sciuridae.
AUGGUGGUUGCCAGUGACUGGGGGAGUCGCUGGCGGGUAGCAGAGCCCUGCUGGAGGAAGCGGAUUCUGAUCCUCAGCCCAGCGGAGGCCCAGCUCCCGGAACGCCUGCAGUUCGUGCCUCAGCCUGCUCUCGUGCCGCAGCGGCUUCAGGAGGAUCUCAAGACCCCUGAGCCCGGGAGCACUGGAAGGGGUGGAGUGUGGGCAGAGGCGAAGCAGGAAACCCCAGGCCAGGCCUGCCUGAGCUGGGGGCACUGUGGAGGGGAGGGACAGAGCGACGCCCAGCUGGGUUGCCCGGCCCGCUUACCUGCACUGGCGACGCGUCGCGCGCCCGGCCCUCGGGAGGAGGCUAGCCUGGCCCGAAGGCCUUUGGAUUCCGGGACCGCCCCCUCCUGCUCCCUGGCUGGCGGCGACCGGCAGAGACGGCUGGAGCCGCAGCGGCAGGAUGAGAGUCGAUGCCACCCCUUUUCGCCUGCGGACGCGCGGCAAGCGGUGCCGGCUCAGCCUGUGCGCUCCAUGGGGAUGCCGUGGGGCCCCGCGGUCGGCGGGCGGCGCGGGCGGCGUAGAGGCCUGGGGCUACCACCGAGCGCUUUGGCGGUGGCGGCCGCCGGGUUGAUGUGCACCGCUCUGGUAGCCUACGCCUGCUGGGGACAGCUGCCGCCGCUACCUUGGGCGUCCCCGGCUCAGUUGCGGCCAGUGGGCGUGCUCCUUUGGUGGGAGCCCUUCGGGGGUCGCGGCCCCGCAUCAAGGCCGACACCUGACUGCCGGCUGCGCUUCAACAUCAGCGGCUGCCGCCUUCUUACCGACCGUUCGACCUAUGGAGAGGCUCAUGCCGUACUUUUCCACCACCGUGACCUCGUGAGAGGACCCCCCGACUGGCCCCCGCCCUGGGGCAUCCAGGUGCGCACAGCAGAGGAGCUGGAGCUGCGAGUAUUAGAUGACCUGGAAGAAGAAGCGGCGGCUGCCGCCGAAGCCCUGGCGAUCUCCAGCCCCAGGCCCCCGGGCCAGCGCUGGGUGUGGAUGAACUUCGAGUCGCCCUCCCACUCUCCGGGGCUUCGGAGCCUGGAAAGUAACCUCUUCAACUGGACGCUCUCUUACCGGGCUGACUCAGACAUCUUCGUGCCUUAUGGCUACCUGUAUCCCAGGAGCCACCCUAGGGACCAGCCGAUAGGUCAGGUACCGCCGCUGGCCCAAAAACGGGGGCUGGUGGCCUGGGUGGUGAGCAACUGGGACGAGCGACAGGCCAGGGUCCGCUACUACCACCAGCUGAGCCAGCAUGUGCGGGUGGAUGUGUUUGGCCAGGGAGGGCCAGGGCGGCCCGUGCCUGACAGCGGGCUUCUACACACUGUAGCCCGUUACAAGUUUUACCUGGCUUUUGAGAACUCGCAGCACCUGGAUUAUAUCACCGAGAAACUCUGGCGCAACGCGUUGCUGGCUGGGGCCGUGCCAGUGGUGCUAGGCCCAGAUCGUGCCAACUAUGAGCGCUUCGUGCCGCGAGGCGCCUUCAUCCAUGUAGACGACUUCCCUAGUGCCUCCUCACUAGCCACCUACCUGCUCUUUCUGGACCGAAACCUGGCAGUUUACCGCCGCUACUUCCACUGGCGCCGGAGGUACGCAGUACACAUCACCUCCUUCUGGGACGAGCCUUGGUGCCGGGCCUGCCAAGCUGUGCAGACUGCUGGGGACCAGCCCAAGAGCAUACGCAACCUGGCCAGCUGGUUUGAGCAGUGA